Molecule: messenger RNA, 1280 nt
Organism: Coturnix japonica (Japanese quail)
Lineage: Eukaryota; Metazoa; Chordata; Aves; Galliformes; Phasianidae
Product: mast cell protease 1A-like
Biological process (GO): proteolysis
Molecular function (GO): serine-type endopeptidase activity
Source: RefSeq, a predicted model, not a curated record
CCUUUGCACAAGGGUUUGCUGACCCGGGGCGGUGCUGCACUGCUGUCCCACUGACUGAGCGUGUGGGCACGUGAGCAGCAGAGAUGCAGAUAGCCCGGCAGGAUGCUGCACUGCUGUGAUUAGAACAAUCAGCCCAUCACAUAUGGUUUCCUGGCUGUAGGGUACAGAUGCUGUGAGCUAUAAAUCACCCCUUGGGCAGCAGGAGGGAGGCUCAGGGCUCCAGGCAUCCAACGUGGAGAGGAGAUGCGUCGUCCCCAUUGCCCGCUGCUGCUGGUCCUGCUGCUGCUGCUCUCCUGCCCAUGGGCUGAUGGCAGUGCUGUGAGGGGUCAGAUCAUUGGGGGCCACGAGGCCAAGCCCCACUCCCACCCCUACAUGGCGUACCUGAAGAUCAGGCAGUCCGCCUGCGGGGGGUUCCUGGUGGCCCCUGACUGGGUGAUGACGGCCGCACACUGCUUGUCAGGGAACAUCACCGUCGUCCUGGGGGCUCACAAUGUCUACGAACCAGAGCAGAGCCAGCAGGUCCGAGGGGUCCUCAGAUACCACCCACACCCCGCAUACAACCCCGACACCAUGGUCAAUGACAUCAUGCUGCUCAAGCUGACAGCGAAGGCCAAGCUCAACAAAUACGUUCACACCAUUUCACUGCCCAAAACCAGCAGCGACCUCCCCACGGGCACCUCGUGCACCAUCGCAGGAUGGGGCCUGAUUGAUAAGGAGCAGAUAACCGGCAAACUCUUUGAAACCCAAGUCUCCAUCUACAGCCGCAGGAAAUGCGUCCUGUUCUACCCGCACCUCGACAGCGGCAUGGUGUGCGCCGGCAGCUUCCACCAGCUGAAGGACUCCAGCCAGGGUGAUUCCGGAGGGCCACUGGUGUGCAAUAACGUGGCACAGGGUGUUGUUUCCUUCGGGUACGAGAGCCCUCCUGGUGUCUAUGCUCGCAUUGCCAACUACCUGCCCUGGAUCAAGAACAUCAUGAAGAAGUAACAGUGCAGUGUCAGCGUGGCCCUGGACACCUGCUGGGUUCCUUCCUGCCCCCACUAACAGCUCCAUUUCCCUCUCUCUGUCCCUGAGAACCCAAGUGUCCCAAUGGAUCCCUCCCUUUGCUCCAAGGCUGAUCGCUGUCACACUGCCGGCCCGUUUUGGUGCCACGUUAGUUCCCAUAUGGUACCAGAAUGCAGUGGCACCACCACAGAACCCAUUUCCAUUGGACACCCCUGCCCUGCUUGAACCUCAAUGCACCUGAAACAACCCCAGUAAAUUCUGAGCUGCGUUCCCCAGCA